Cinara cedri is the source of this 1543-nucleotide messenger RNA. Lineage: Eukaryota; Metazoa; Arthropoda; Insecta; Hemiptera; Aphididae. The record is from the annotation of a GenBank genome assembly.
AUGAGCGCUGGCUCCUGCGACCCAAUGUUUAUACCCGCCGUUAAGGCCAAUGAUUCUCAACAUAGUGCAGCUGUGGUGCUGCUACGCGCCCUACAUAAUGUAUAUUUGAAAAUUGAGCAGUGACAGUAUUUACCGUUAAGUAACAGAUAGUUGAUGGUAGCACAUGUUCAAUUUAUAACAUUCCUUACCCUCCGUUGUAGGUUUAUGUUUAGAAGGAAGGGAUGAUAUUAUAGCAGCCACUGAAGUAUAUUAUUUUUUUGUUCUCAUCUAUCGUUAACACACCUUGCAGUCGUAAGCAUUUAUUUCGUACGCGCCGUGUUAUAGUCGUUAAACCUGUUUCAUAACUCAGUACGCUUGUUUUAAAACUUUAAAAUGUCGUUUAAAGAUCAUGAUACACAUAGUCAGAGAAAAAAAAUUAUUUUUAGUGUUUAUAAUUUCAUUAAAAUGUGUUUAGAUUUUAAAAAAAGUGCACAAAAACUGCUGCUCAGGCUUGUAGUGUUUCACAUAUGACAGUGCGGCGUAUAUGUGUAGAAGCGAAAAAAUCUACAGACGAUAGUAACAAAGAAGUACAAUUUAAAUCACCUCGCAAAUUGUACAAACGUUCAUAGAAGUACUCGGAGCUGGACGAUUUCGAUGCUGAUGUGGUUCGACGGAUCAUACACGAGUUUAACGAAAGUAACGAAUAUCCAACUGCUUUUUCAAUAUUAAAUGAAAUUAAAAAAAUAUUAGCACAUUAUCAAGGAUGCGUCCUGUCGGUAAGAAAUUUGUUAAAAAACUAAAAAUUUACUUUUAAGAAGUGCAAUAAUGGCAGCAAAAUGUUUAUGGAGCGAAACGAUAUAGUCGCUUUACGAUGUACAUUUUUACGUACAAUGUGUUCACUCAGGCAGAAUAAAGAUACCCAACCUGUGCUUUACUUGGAUGAAACCUAAGUAAAACAAAAUCAUUCGAGGUCCCAUAUUUGGCAGAAUACCGAAGAAACGGAAAGAUUCAAAAUACCAACUGGCAAAGGAGGUCGCCUAAUAAUUACUCACGCUGGAUCGCGUUUCGGAUUUAUAGAAGGAUCAAAAUUAGUUUUUAAAUGUCAAGCUGGAUUUUUACUGACUACCAUUCGUCAAUGAAUUCAGAUGUAUUUAAAAAAUGGUUUAUAGAUAUGCUAAAACUAAUUCCCGAACCAUGUGUAAUGAAUAACACACUCUGUCAUUCUAUGUUAAAGAACAAUUAUCCAAGAUAUAACGCCCGAAAGUCUAAGGUGGAGGAAUGACUGAAAAAUCAAAAUAUUAAUUUUUCACCAUUGGAAACUCCAGCCGAACUUCGCGUACGUGUGAAAUUUUUUAAACCGUCACAUAAAAAGAAUGAAUUAGAUGACAUAGCAUGUUCAAUGGGCCAUGAAAUAGUAAGACUGUCACUGAUCCAUUGUGAAUAUAACCCCAUUGAACUUAUACGGGCUCAAGUAAAAGGCAAAGUGGCAAAAAAUAAUUCAGCGUCCAAAUGGUGGACGUCGAAAGACUCACUCAGAGACAUUGGAUUUGGUAUCAAAAUGUGA